Messenger RNA from Misgurnus anguillicaudatus (oriental weatherfish), 1933 nucleotides. It is a transcript of the gene dnai2b, whose product is annotated as dynein, axonemal, intermediate chain 2b. The record is from RefSeq and is a predicted model, not a curated record. Lineage: Eukaryota; Metazoa; Chordata; Actinopteri; Cypriniformes; Cobitidae. Gene Ontology annotation, cellular component: outer dynein arm. Gene Ontology annotation, biological process: cilium movement; outer dynein arm assembly. Gene Ontology annotation, molecular function: dynein heavy chain binding; dynein light chain binding.
CGAUCAAAGAAAGAAAAUAAUAUAUUCCCUUACAUGUGACGUCACGUGCACCGCCGCCGUUGCUAGGAUACGGCAAACUAUGACAGACCCGUAAACUAAACUAAAACACGUAAAACUAUCAAAGAACGACAUCAGAUUUCAAAAUGGAGAUUAUGUAUGUAUACACCAAAAAACGCAGGGAGUUUGGCCGCCAGUGUAACUUUUCAGACAGACCGGCUGAGCUUCACGUGGACAUCUUACCCGACCCUUCCCUGGCUGCCAACUUCAUACUGAGAGAUCCAUGUGAUGUAGUCGUACAGUGUGCUCAGGAUAUGUCUGAACACGAGGUGAACACAGUGUGCAUUGUAUCUGAAUCAAGAGGAAUAAACCAUGUGGAGGGUGGGUGGCCGAAAGAUGUCAACCCGGAGGAAGUGGAGGCGACCAUCCGCUACAGAAAGAAAGUGGAGAAAGAUGAAAACUAUCAGAAUACGACUGUGCAGCUUGCUAGUCUCAUGGAGCACUGCAUUAAGCAGAACAACGCCAUUGACAUCUAUCAGGAGUAUUUUGAAGAUGAAGAGGUGCUUGAGGAAUCAGAGGAGCAACCAUUAGCUAAGACCAUCAAUAUCUUUAGAGAUCCGAAUGAAGUGAAGCGUACAGCCACCACUUUGUCCUGGCACCCAGACGGCAACCAUAAGCUCGCUGUUGCCUACUCUUCCCUGGAAUUUCAGAAAGCACCCAAAAACAUGAGCUUUGACUCCUACAUAUGGGACAUUGAAAACCCGAAUAAACCUGAGAUGACUCUUAAACCCGUAUCUCCACUGGUUUGUCUGGAGUACAACCCUAAAGAUUCUCACAUCCUUGUUGGGGGAAGCUACAAUGGACAGAUUGCUUAUUGGGACACACGGAAAGGGAGCCAGCCGGUAGAGAUGUCUGCCGUUGAGCAUAGUCAUAGAGAUCCUGUCUACAAAGUCAUCUGGCUGCAGUCGAAAGCAGGCACUGACAUCUUCUCGGCUUCUACAGAUGGUCAGGUACUGUGGUGGGACAUUCGUAAGAUGAGCGAGCCCACAGAAAGACUCGUACUAGACCCCAGUAGAAAAGGUAACAUUGAGAAUGCCUAUGGUGCCACCUCUCUGGAGUUUGAGACCACUAUGCCCACUAAGUUCAUGGUGGGCACAGAGCAGGGUUAUGUGAUCUCAUGCAACCGCAAAGCAAAAACCCCUGCUGAAAAGAUCGUGUGCACAUACGGCAGCCACCACGGCCCCAUUUACGCCCUCCAAAGGAACCCAUUCUUUCCUAAGAACUUCCUGAGCGUGGGUGACUGGACAGCCCGCAUCUGGUCUGAAGAUAUCAAAGAGUCCUCCAUCAUGUGGACCAAGUAUCACACUACCUCUCUAUUAGAUGGCUGCUGGAGUCCAGUGAGACCUUCAGUCUUCUUCACAGCAAAAAUGGACGGAACCCUUGACGUUUGGGAUAUCCUGUUUAAACUAAACGACCCCACUCUCACCCUUAAAGUUUGCGAUGAAGCUCUGUACAGCAUCCAGGUACAAGAGAACGGACGUUUCUUGGGUUGCGGCUCUGAGCUGGGAACAGUGACCAUGCUGGAGGUUUCAGCGGGCCUGUGCACACUCCAGAAGAAUGAGAAAGUUUUGGUCUCAGAGAUGUUUGAACGUGAGACAAAGCGAGAGAAGAUUCUGGAAUCUCGACUCAGAGAGAUGCGUCUGAAGGAACGCAGUCGCUCCGAGCAGAGCAGAGAGGAUGAGGGAAAAGAGGGAGACAAGGAGGAGUCUGUGGAGGAACUGAUCGCCCGUCAAGAUCAAGAGUUCUUCGAGAUUCUGGAAACCGAGACGAAAAAUGAGAGGAAUCGCGAGAAAGACAGAGAUCAGGAGAAAGACGUGUGUGAUGAAAAGAACAUACAAGACGAGAAAUAAACUAAUGGUGUCAAGAAGGAACAGUU